Molecule: messenger RNA, 4233 nt
Organism: Lemur catta (Ring-tailed lemur)
Lineage: Eukaryota; Metazoa; Chordata; Mammalia; Primates; Lemuridae
Gene: ELK4
Product: ETS transcription factor ELK4
Exons: 5
Coding region: 181-1479 (432 amino acids)
Biological process (GO): regulation of transcription by RNA polymerase II; cell differentiation
Cellular component (GO): nucleus
Molecular function (GO): sequence-specific DNA binding; DNA-binding transcription factor activity, RNA polymerase II-specific
Source: RefSeq, a predicted model, not a curated record
CGGGCACCCGGCGGGCUCCCCUCGGCCGCUGCCGCCUUCUCCGGCUCCGCCGCGGGGGUCGCAGCGGCCGCCGCGCCGUCCUCGAGUUUCCCGCGUGAGGAGGAGGCUGCGGUCGGAGAGGCGCAUCGUGGUCGAGGCAGACGCCGAGAGGGAGCCCCGCGCGCGGCCUCGCUCAUUGCUAUGGACAGUGCUAUCACCCUGUGGCAAUUCCUCCUUCAGCUCCUGCAGGAGCCUCAGAACAAGCACAUGAUCUGCUGGACCUCUAAUGAUGGGGAGUUCAAGCUUUUGCAGGCAGAAGAGGUGGCUCGUCUCUGGGGGAUUCGCAAGAACAAGCCUAACAUGAAUUAUGACAAACUCAGCCGAGCCCUCAGAUACUAUUAUGUGAAGAAUAUCAUCAAAAAAGUGAAUGGUCAGAAGUUUGUGUACAAGUUUGUUUCUUACCCAGAGAUUUUGAACAUGGAUCCAAUGACAGUGGGCAGGAUUGAGGGGGACUGUGAAACUUUAAACUCUAGUGAAGUCAGCAGCAGUUCCAAAGAUGUGGAGAAUGGAGGGAAAGAGAAACCACCUCAGCCUGGUGCCAAGACCUCCAGCCGCAAUGACUAUAUACACUCUGGCUUGUAUUCUUCGUUUACUCUCAACUCCUUGAACUCCUCCAAGGCGAAGCUUUCCAAACCAAUAAAGAUUGAGAAUCCAGCUGAGAAACUGGCAGAGAAAAAAUCUCCUCAGGAACCGACAUCAUCUGUCAUCAAAUUUGUAACAACACCUUGCAAAAAGCCACCAGUUGAUCCUCUUGCUGCUGCCAUUUCAACUGGCCCAAGUAUUUCUCCAUCUUCAGAAGAAACCAUCCAAGCAUUGGAGACAUUAGUUUCCCCAAAACCACCUUCCUUGGAGGCUCCAGCCUCUGCAUCCAACAUAACUGCCACUUUUUCUCCCACGCCUCCCGUUUCAUCCAUACCUGCUGCUUUGCAGGAGCCUCCUCGGACACCUUCACCACCACUGAGUCCUAACCCGGACAUCGACACAGACAUCGAUUCAGUGGCUUCUCAGCCAAUGGAACUCCCAGAGAACUUGCCACUGGAGCCUAAAGACCAGGAUUCAGCUUUGCCAGAAAAGGACAAAACAAGUAAUUCAUCAAGAUCCAAGAAACCCAAGGGGUUAGAACUGGCACCCACCCUGGUGAUCACGGGCAGCGAUCCAAGCCCCCUGGGAAUACUGAGCCCGUCCCUCCCCACAGCCUCUCUUACACCAGCAUAUUUCUCACAGACACCCAUCAUACUGACUCCAAGCCCCUUGCUCUCCAGUAUCCACUUUUGGAGUACUCUCAGCCCUGUUGCUCCCCUGAGUCCAGCCAGACUACAAGGUGCUAACACACUCUUCCAGUUUCCUUCUGUACUGAACAGUCACGGGCCAUUCACUCUGUCUGGCCUGGAUGGACCUUCCACCCCUGGCCCAUUUUCCCCAGACCUACAGAAGACAUAACCUAUGCACUUGUGGGAUGAGAAAACUGAGGAACAAAGGAACAGAGAGACAUUCAACAUGAUUGCAUUUGAAGUGAGCAGUUGAAAGUUCUACAAUGCUGAUAAUAGACUAUUGUGAUUUUUGCCAUUCCCUAUUGAAACGCCUUUUUAGGAUUCCCUUUGAAUAGGACUCAAGUUGGACUAUGUAUAAAAAUGCCUUAAUUGGAGUACAAACUCCACCUCUCUCUCUUUUUCCUUUCUUUUUUUUUUCCCCAGUUUAAUAUUUUGAGCUUUGUGCUAAAGAAAUUUUUGGUGGCAUUUAGCAGCCAUACAUUACAAGAGCAAUUAAGAACAAAGUUACUCGUUUGGGAACUUUUGGCAAGGAAAAAAAUUGUGCUGAGAGUCUGUUAUUUAAAGAAAUGUAAGUUAAAUGAAUUGGCAUCUUUAGGACUAAGCGUCUCUUUUGAACUACUAGAAGUGAGCUGUUCAUAAGCAGUAGAAGAAAAAGAAGAAUCAUUCCUAUUCUUACAAAGUAAGAUUGGAGCAGUACUAUUGGGGAGAUUCUGUUUUGCUGUGAACUGUAACAUGUAAGCAACUCCACAAAAAGCCAUCUUGUUUACAUUUAUUCAGGGUGGAUCUCUUAGCUGUCUGUAUGAUCUUGUCUGAACCUGUCAGCAGGGCAUGGAGCUAGUCUAUUUCAACAUAGGAAGAUUUUUAAACCUAGGGUUUAAGACAGUUUUUGGAAUAUCCAGUGAGAAUAUGGGACCCCACAUCUAGCAUAGAUAUGUUGUCUGCUCUCUGAGUGGUAUAGGAUACAGCAUGGUAAAUGAUGACUUUUAGGAGAAUGAACUUGGAUUUUGAAAUUUGAGGCAUCUAUGAGUAAAAGAUUGAAUUGAAUAACUUAACACAUGGGGCUUUUCCCAGGUAGAAGAUGGCAAAGUGAAGGACCUUUUCUCUUUCCUCUUUACCUCAUUUUCUACUAUAUAUUUAUCAUCUUUCCUUGUAAAUUUAAGGUUGUUAGAAGUUGUGACAGUUUUAGAGAUGUAAUUAGGAAGGUGAAAUGCAAAGUGAAGCCUCUCAAUCAGUAGUGAGGUAAAGAUGUGCUUAUUUCUUUCAAUUUUCUUUUAAAUUAGGGAAGAACAGAGAUCAUUUGGGAAUGCUCACACGUAGGUAUUGGAUUAUUUAUAUUACUAGUGAAAAAUGUAGGCCUUCAUCUCUAUAUUACCAAAUUUAUAAAAUAUUACCAUGUGGUAAUCAAUGCCAGGUGCAGACAGGUUUGUUGAUUCACCAAACUGAGUCAGUACCAUGAAUAUCACAGUGGAAUCUUUUGACAAAUUUGGCUUUAAAUUCCAGGAUGAAAUGCUGCCACCAUCCAUCACCAUCACCACCCUGCCCCACUCCAAACUAGCCGUUUAAUCCUGUAAUUGAAUCACAUGAAUUAAAUGGAAUGAGGGAGUAAGGACUUGAGGGCUCAAAAUGACUGAUAUAAACUAGCAUCUUCCAGAUGCACAAUAUUUAGUUUAAAUUUGUUUAUAUACAGUGUAGAAAGCUCUUCUAUAAGACAUCAGUGCUAGCUAGUUCAUUAGUAGUAGAAGGAACAUAAUUCAGUGAGCUGCCUUUAUAUGUGUCAUGUUGGAGACCUGUUACUGGUUCGUUUGUGGUUAUCAGCUGAAAGUUGUAUUCCUGAGAUGUGCAAUAGUAGUGUUGACAGGUAGGGUUUAAUAGUGAUGGGGAACAGGCAGAUUGGACUUUUUUCCCAUAGUGAAUUAUUUAGUUUGCAUGUCUGUUUGAAAUUAGACCUCUCAGCAGCACUUUGGAAUAGUUUUAUUAGCUUAACAUUUUGUACAUUAAAUAAGUAAAUAUUGAUGGUUGAUUUAAGUAGAUGUUUUAAAUUUUGAAAGCACAAAGGUAUUUUAUCUUUUCGAAUUAAAGGAGAAAAGCCAUUGGUUUGUUUUCACAGAUGAUAUCUUUAAUAAUUAACUAUCUCAGCACAAAGGUGCCUUGGCACCAAGGGCACCAUUAAAACUCAGUCAAAGCAUCUUCCUGGGAAACAGUUUUAGUGGGUCUUUUCUAGAAACCUAUAGCUAAAGCCUCCGAGAGGUGUGAGGCCUUCACAGCGUGAUGAUGAUGAUCUGCUUUCUCUUUUGAGAUCAACUAAUUUGAGGAAGUGUGUGUGUCCGUGUCCAUUUUUUAAGUCAAAGUUUACAACCUUAGUGCAAAUGUAUGAGGCAGACAGUUCUAUUUGUAGACUACCUCCUUCUUGGAAGUCUCAGCUUCAUAUUCUUUUGAAUAUCCACAGAAUUCUUGUUAGCGUCAAAAGGUAACAUACCACUUAAGAUCAGUUUUCACUGGAGAGACUUACAGUUGGUAGCUGUAGCUGGUGUCCAUCACUCAUCAGUAGCUGACAUGAAAGAAGAGGAGCAGGUUGAAUGGGGUUUUGAGACAUCUGUGAUCUCUUUGAAUAGCUUUUUCUUCUGCUCUGGCCCCUACCCACUCAGUUGUGUGCUGCAAAAUGACAGCCAGGAUUCCUGAGGUGGGGUGUGGAGGGAGAACCCUGAGUUUGUAGCAUUUGCUGAUCUCUUUGCUGUAAGUUACUCCCCCUGUGGCUGAUUUCAAGCCCCCACCUUGGGUUGGAGAAGGGUUGUAUACAUGGGCUCAGAGCCAGUGCCAGCAAACCACUGCAUUACUCCACCCAAGGGUGGAUUUUCAUGUAAUUUCUGAAAUAACUUUUUCUGGUUCAUAUGCUGAUUUUGUAAAAUACAAAAUUAAAACCAUC